Seminavis robusta is the source of this 5002-nucleotide messenger RNA. The record is from the annotation of a GenBank genome assembly. Lineage: Eukaryota; Bacillariophyta; Bacillariophyceae; Naviculales; Naviculaceae.
GCAAUAUUAUCCUUUCUCGACCGUUCCGGUAUCUUAUUACUUCCGCCCUUUCUGAUCAAGAAUAUGUAUCUCAUACCAUGGUCGCUCUGACAUGGACCAAAGCCAGAUCCAUCCUGAAAGAGCUUCUUGUGGAAUAUCUAGAUGGCCCCUUCCCCAGGGUUAUUUCAAAUGCCUCGAUAACCCAUGAGAACGAUCCCAACAGGAGAUGGUAUGUGAAAUGGAGGGAUUUCUGGCUCAAAAACGACAUGGAUUUGUAUGGAGGAUCCUUGAUACUCUCUCUUGGACUGUUGGUGUUGGCUUGCAUGGCCUGGGUAUCAUCCGAAGACGAAGAACGCACUUUCUUUAAUGCUGCUGCCGAAAGUCGUGUAUACCUGUCGCAGCUGUUUGCUGCCAUUCUCCUGGCGGCUACCUCCGCCCUGAGUAUUUGGAUGGUUCGUCGGCGUCGAUUCGCGUGUACAAGCGAUGUAGACAGUGUCAAACGGCGUGAAAUCAAGAGAUUCCUUAAGAACAUGGAACGGCAUGAGGACAAGAAGGAAGACAGCGAAAACGGUUCGUUGAGGUCGAACGUGAUGUCUUCCACAAUCAAGCUGGAAGGAAUCAAGCUGCCUGGAACUUCUUUGACCGAUGUUUAUCCUGUCUAUCGGCUAGCAAAAGAGGGUGGUCAGGGAUCUUGGAGUCGACUACCGACGCUCUUGCUAGUCAAGGGCGACUAUGUGGCCUUACAAGUUGGAGAUAUAGCGCCCUCCAAGUGUUCCCUGGUUCAUGACAACGAAUCCCCUGGUGGGGCUCCACAACAAUCCAUAGAAGAGGGAAAACGAAUCACGUUGGAAUCCUUUGCCCGGAGCACACCCAACACAUCAUUUCCAAAAGGCCGAACGACGUUGCCUGAUGGAUCAGGGAAGCUGAUGGAACUGUGCAAUAGUUUGCGCAUCUUUGUGCUCUUAGAGAGUCCGCUGGAUACUUUUCUUCGGCUCCCCCUUGUGGAACACAAACUACCCUUGGUACUAAGGCAGCUUCAGGCCAUCCGUGCAUCUCUCUCGGUUCUGGCAUUACUACUUUUUAUGGCAACAAUACUCAUCAUCUUUGUGAGGCCGGAUAUCACCACCAUGGAUAUAUCUUUUAUCGUGCCCAUACCCUUCCUUGCUGCACUCGGGGUACUGCCGGUGGGCGCCCCUGCCUUUUUGAUUUUCCUAGAAAUCCUGGGUUCGGCUCGUAUUCUGGUCGCGGUGCACCCCCAUUCAAGCUUUUAUCAUUCUCCCUCGUCUCCCUUUUCGCGCCCCGAGUCGGAACGAUUCGGAAUGACGAGCUUUGACACGACAACAACGACUGCCAAAAACAAGGAUAGGUUCCCAUUGCUUGCUCGCUAUGUCCUUGCAACUGCAUUGUCACGCCUCUCGUUGAAGGAGGUUGCACGGAGUAUUCGGCUCUGCUUUCGGUCCACGACAAACCGAGCAGGAAACCGCCAAUCCACCACCGGAGAUGGCAAGGGGCCCAAAAUCAUUAGAGUCCCACCCGCAUCCGUGUACUUGCUGGAAAAGUUGGGUGUAGCUACGGCCUUCACCAUGGUGGACGAUGAGCUAGCAUGCGAGCCCAGUUCGCUCCCCCAACAGCUAUUGAUUCCAUCUGGCAAAGGGCUCAAGCUAUUGGACAUGUGCCCGAUAUAUGAAGAUGGGGAGGAGAGCGGGGAUGAAAGCACGGUGGAUGCCUCCUCGUCUAGAAAGAGGAACAAAGAUAUGAAUGAUCAUGAUUCAGACACAGAUUCUGAUAAUAUGCAAGAUAUGCAUGCUGAGGACUCCAGUCGACAACGCAAGAAGAAAAACCUAUUUCGUCUGCGUCGCAAACCAAAACGAACUCCUUCUGAGUCUCGCGGAAAUGGCGACGAAACAGAGCAUAUGCUUCCUGUUGAUCAAGAAGUUCAAUUUGAGGAUCCUAAUUGGUGGCAGCAUUUGCCGGCAUUGAAAUGUAUUGGCCUUGCAUGUCUCAAGAUUGGAGAAAUUGACGACAAGGUUCAUGGCCAAACUUUUGCUGUUUACGAUGAUGCAGUAUCAGCAAAGAAGAGUCAUCCAGAAGAUUUGCAGGAAGCACGGGAGUCCCUCGUGGAACUGAUUUGUGCCGAGCGUCGCAGUCAUCAACUGGUUUCUCUUGCCAAUUGCAUUGGAUUCUCGCAGAACCCAAACUCGUAUGGAAUUCACGGAGAUAUUAGUCCCUUCACAGAAUGCCUACGAUUGCACGUAAUAUCCAGCCAGCUCGUCAAGGAACGACUUGAGAUGGAUCCUCACGAAAGGGGGUCCGAGGAAGCGAGAUGGUGGGGACUCCUUCGCCCAGACUCCACUUCUGUGAUUGUUAGAGAUUCUAGGUCGAAUGCGUAUCAGCUUUUGACAGCCGGAGACCCCGAAGUUGUCACGACACUCUGCCAUGAAGCGUGGCAGGGUGAGAACUCAACAAUUCUCCCUCUUGCGUCUGCAGACAGGGCCACGAUUCUGGAAACAAGCAGAAGCUGGAAGCUUGCUGAUCUUGACGUGAGUGCAUUCAGUUACGCCCCCAUUCCAUACACCGUGGAGAACAGGCUAGGCCGUGACGGCCCAUCGACCUACCUACUUGACAAUACCAAUCGUCCAGCAAUCAAAGGCCCAAUAUCGCUGAAGGACAAGACACUCUCAGAAGAGUGGUCUCUAAUCAACAACCAAAUCUUUCUCGGGGUUCUUGGCUCGUUGGUGAUCCCUCGCAAGGAGAUUCAACAUCUGUUGUGCACCCUGAGUGACGCUGGGGUGAGGUUUGUUUAUUUUUCUCCCAGAAACAUGAGGAGACAAAAGGAACUCGCAUCUCAGAUGGGCAUUGACGUUGCGUGGAACUGCGCAAUAUCGUUGAGGCCGCUAGACGGCGAAGACGAUCCCCAUAGAAUGGUUUCAGAUUACGCCGAUUGGGAUGUCAAUGCAAAGCUCCCCCACGGACUUGACAAUGUUAGGAAGCACCUCGAAGAAGUGGAUAACGUGCCGCUACUCGUGAGCUUGUUCACCGAUGUCACCAAGGAAACAACCAAAGGAAUGGUUGAGACGUUCCAGGAAUAUCAUGAUACUGUCAUCGCUGUGGGCCUUUCUCACCUACCAAGAAACUGUGGAAUCUUUUCAACGGCUGACAUUUCUGUUGCAAUCGAUAUCUUCACCGAGAGCCUCGAGAGCUCUCCUCUUCCCAUCAACAUUUCCCUCCCAAGCGUCUACAACAAGGUGCUGCCAUCGGAGGUCUCCUUCGUCAGUGCUAUCUCGUCGCACUCGUGUGUGUUUCGGCUGCGUGGUGCCACAUCAUCGUCACACAUACCGAGUAUCAUUGCCCAAGGACGCGCUGCAUUAGAGGCAGCAGUCGCGGCUGUCCAUUUCUACAUUUCGGCUUGCUUAUCCUUUUCCUUCUUCAUGCUUUUCUCAGCUUGUGCGGUGUCAACGGCCCUGCCAUAUGUUCCAAGCAUGGGAGCCGUCUUUUAUAUCCUCGUCCUACUACCGUUGAUUGGAUUCACAGUGGGAUGGAGCGAUCCUGACAAGGACAUUAUGAAUCGAGUACCGCCAAAGAAUGACCAAUCGAUCACUUUCGGCAGGAAUGAGAGAGGACGACUUUUCACCUCCACAUUGCUAAAGUCAGUGCUUCCGGCCAUCUUGCCUCAGCUGCUGCACCUCAUUGCUCUGGGAGAAUUGAUGAUUGCGUUCGAACCUGAGUUUGUACGCACUCGUUGUUCUGGUGCCAUUGGCCCCGGGGACUGGGCAAAGCUUGUGCGCUGCGACGCAAUGAAAGAGUACUCCGGAGCAGCACGCAUGUCUGCCGGCUCCUUUGUCCUGGCUGAACUGAUCCUGUGCACAGUCGUAGUUUCUGCAACCUUUGUGCACGGAACAAUGCCAAUACAAGAGUUACCGCCCUGGAGAGGAAAUCGAUUAUGGGCGUACUCCGUCGUCCUUGGUUUAGGGCUGGUUGCAAUCAUCCUUGCGGCAUCCGUGGAGCGAGGCAGUUUUGCAGCUUUGCCGUGGUAUUUCUUUGUACUGGCUCUUGCCAUGCCUCCAAUGUGCGUUGCCUGGAACGAGUAUUUGAAACUGACUGACCGGAAGCAAGAAAUGCGCGCCGAGAAGCUUCGACGGCUUCAGUUUGAGACACGGCUUGGUAUGUGGAGCCCGAGGUAGACCUGGCGAGGCAACAGUGUUCGUUGCAGGCCACCCGGAAAUAGUUUUGACGGGAGCUGAACUCGAGGCUGCCGAACAAGCUUUCAUCGAUCGUCAAUUUGUGCUCGGAUUGACACGACGACGUCUUCCUUGACAACAAGUGGCUUGCAUUCGGAUGGUAGCCUGUCGUGCAAAGUGCCCGGACAUUUGUUGUAGCCCGUUUCGAGCGAGUUCCACCCCGACAACCUUCCUGGACCGUGCAAAAAAAGAAAGGUGGUUCAGUCUGCUAGCUAUUACAUUCCCGUCGAGAGUCACAGUAAGGCCUUUGAUCAACUCUGCGACAAUAAAGCGUAGAGGAGAGACCUGCAGAUUCAUUCUUCAGGCCAACUGGCACCUCUCUCCUCGGGUGUGGGAUGGGAUACCGGUACCGCACAGCAAACGCAAGCUCAUACGUUUUUGAAGAGUUGAGGUGUAAAGGUACCACCGAAGGCAACAUCCCAGGUCGAGCAACCCUAGCUAGCUAGAAUAUGCUUCCAGUGUUGCAAUGCUUCUAGUCUCUGGUACCUGGUAGCAUCUCUCAUAGCACAAAUCCAAAAGUUGGUACCCUUGUACCUGGCCCACCGGUACCGUACUGGCCUGUGGUGACCUUGCUCUUUAGAUUGAUCAUUCAAUCAGAACACUGAAACUACAGAAUUCAAAGCACCAGUUCGGUUCCGGAACCUGUUUUUUGGAAACGUCACUCAGUAUCUUUCGCAGUCCCUAACAGGAUUAGUUUGAGCCAAUCACAAGGUGGAAUGUGACACUCGGAAGAAAAAAUCUGAAACACAACCCAAUCAAGGGAUGGACGGCCGCAGUACGGUAGC